ACUCCCGUCCCUGCCCCUUUCCCGCAGCUGCCGCCAUGUCCGCCCACCUGCAAUGGAUGGUCGUGCGGAACUGCUCCAGCUUCCUGAUCAAGAGGAACAAGCAGACGUACAGCACCGAACCCAAUAACCUGAAGGCUCGCAACUCCUUCCGCUACAACGGGCUGAUUCACCGCAAGAUUGUGGGCGUGGAGCCGGCGGCCGACGGCAAAGGGGUGGUGGUGGUCAUGAAGCGGAGAUCCGGUGAGCACUCGCCUGGCAUGGCCGCGGGGCGCAGGCCCCUCUCGGGCCACAGCGGUCAUGCUGUGGAAUGGAGAAUUCCGGUGGUCGGGAGGGAAGCCGUGUGAGCAUCUCCUAAUCGG
Suricata suricatta (meerkat) is the source of this 359-nucleotide messenger RNA. RefSeq names its product ribosomal protein L28 (gene RPL28). The record is from RefSeq and is a predicted model, not a curated record. Bases 36 to 344 code for a protein of 102 amino acids. Gene Ontology annotation, molecular function: structural constituent of ribosome. NCBI's taxonomy places the organism in Eukaryota, Metazoa, Chordata, Mammalia, Carnivora, Herpestidae. The transcript is spliced from 2 exons. Gene Ontology annotation, cellular component: ribosome; cytosolic large ribosomal subunit. Gene Ontology annotation, biological process: translation.